AUGCGGCCCAACGACCACCACAUCAACCAAAAGUCCGGUGUCAUUUACCGCAUCGACUGUCUUUUUGGUCAAGACAAUUAUGUUGGUGAAACCGGCAAACGGGUUCUCACGAGAAUGCACCAGCAUGAACUGGCCGUGCGACCAAAGGACAAGCUUUCCCUGGUGGCCGCCUACGCAUCCACGCCAGGGCAGGGCUUCGACUUCGAACACGUGCGAAUGCUG
Molecule: messenger RNA, 222 nt
Organism: Dibothriocephalus latus
Lineage: Eukaryota; Metazoa; Platyhelminthes; Cestoda; Diphyllobothriidea; Diphyllobothriidae
Source: the annotation of a GenBank genome assembly